AUGACUGACUUUGCCCCCGUCCCCCAGGGUGAGUGAUGCUUCCACUACCGCAACCAACAGGACGACCAUGGUCCAGGGUAGCUGUCGUCGUCGUGGGCGUGGCGCUGACAGUUUUACCUACGCUGCUUUCCCCCUUGACCCACCACGCCUCGCCCCGGGUGCGUCCUCUCGCGCGACGACGACGACGACGACCGACGGCCAUCACCGCCACCACCUUCCACCGCCGCCGCCUCGCCACAGACGUGCUCACCGUCAACGCCUCGGGCAUCUUGCUCUUCAACCGAUGGGAUUCGGCCGAUGUCGAGGUCAAGGACAUCUCGUUGACCGACUACAUCCAGGUCCGCAACGCGAUCCUCCUCCCACACACCGCCGGCCGAUAUGCGUCCAAGCAGUUCCGCAAGGCCCAGAUGCCCAUCGUUGAGCGUCUCGUCAAUGCGUAAGUAUGAUUCCCACCACCUUGCCACCUCUCUCGACCCCAUCGUAGCGACGUAGGACCCUGUGACGCGCGCAUACGGGCCACGGUCGAUUUUUUGCGGACCGUUCAGGGCCGACUUGCGGUGGGAUUGCAUGGGGUACAGCGGACUAUCUGGGGCGUGGAAAGUGACAGGAUGAACUAUUGGAAGUCAACAAGAGGGAGGGCAGCACCGUUAGGGCGGUCGGAGAUUGGAGGGAACGGUCUCGCGGGAUGGGGGCGUGACACGGGCCUGUCCACAACGGGAGCUUCGCCGGACCGUAACUGGCGCUGACCUGAUUUCGUGUAUGCUGCAUACGUCUGUGCCCAUCGACAGCUUGAUGAUGAACGGUCGCAACAACGGUCAGUACUCAAGAGUAUACGCUUCAAUCCGAUCACCGACGAUCAUAUACUGAUAUCAUCGACACGGCCUGUGUACCACCUCUCACAGGAAAGAAGCAAAUGGCCGUCCGAAUCGUCGCCCACGCAUUCGAGAUCAUCCACCUGCUCACCGACCAAAACCCCAUCCAAGUGUAUGUCGAUGCGAGAAAUACACCCACUUUUUUAAUUCCACAAAUGCUGAUGAGGCAAUGUUCGUUUCUGGGUCUGCUGCAGCCUUGUUGACGCCGUCGUCAACACUGGGCCUCGUGAGGACUCGACCCGCAUUGGAUCUCAAGGUACCGUCCGUCGUCAAGCCGUCGAUGUCUCGCCUCUCCGACGAGUCAACCAGGCCAUCUCGCUCAUCACCAUCGGUGUCCGCGAGUCGUCGUUCCGCAACGUCAAGUCCAUCUCCGAGUGCCUUGCCGACGAAAUCAUCAACGCCGCCAAGGGAUCGUCCAACUCGUACGCCAUCAAGAAGAAGGUGCGUUCGCUGUGAUUCGUGGUGGGGAAGAUGCUGUGGGAGAUGAAACGGAACUGACCUUGUCUCCCUUUUCGACCGACCAUCAGGAUGAGCUCGAGCGUGUCGCCAAGAGUAACAGGUAA
Microbotryum saponariae is the source of this 1435-nucleotide messenger RNA. The record is from the annotation of a GenBank genome assembly. Lineage: Eukaryota; Fungi; Basidiomycota; Microbotryomycetes; Microbotryales; Microbotryaceae.